GAUCAAUUUAAUCUCAUCUAAUCUGAUAUGUAUGAUGACUAGAAAGCAAAACACACAAACCCUGAGAGCUUCUAUCAAGGGCUUGUUUCGAUGCUUAAACAAAGAAAUUAUUAAAGAUUUUAUGACAAAAGUUUUUUCUUUAAAGCAAAAGAGACCCUUAAAGAUGUUUUGUUUUUUUGUUUUUUUCAGACAAGGCAUGAGCUGAUCUGUUAUGGUUAUUCACUUCUAGUAUUUGAGAGCUAAGAGAAUUAUUGUUUGGAGAUGAUGGGAGAAAACCCUAAUUAUUGGUGGAGCUUGAAUGGGAGGCUGCAACCACCACCCUCACAGCAGGUUUACCCUACUUUCUUAUCAACACCACCGUUGCCGGUUCCAGUAGCACCGCCAUCUUCCAUCAUGAAUCCUCCGUAUCUUUUUGGUUCUUCUUUACUACUUCCUGCUGCAAACUCUAAUACUUUGGGUGAUCAUCAUCACCAUGAUAACCAAGAUUUCCCAGUCUCAUGGAGCCAAUUACUUCUGACUGGAUUAGCAAACGAUGAAGAACACAACAUGGGAGAUGGGCAUGGUGGUGAAGUAAAGAACGGAUUUUUGGAUCAACAAAGCAGACAACAUUUUUAUGAUAAUAAACCUGAUCAUCAUGAGAACAAUAACGAAGAAGAUCUACAAACUUGUAGCUCUUCUUGGUCACCUCAACUAAAUCCAGUUCCAUCUGUUGGUUCAUCUUCUACCAUGAGUUUAAGCACCACCACUAUGGUUGAUUUCACAUGUAAAACCGAUCGCCGAAAUCACAAUGCUAAUCAAUAUUCAUCUCAGUAUGACGAUACAUCUACCAGUGGGGCGUCUAAAAAGCCCAGGUUUCAAUCGUCUUCAACCCAACCUUCUACAAUGUGUAACGACACAUUUACAAGUGGAGCUUCUAAAAGGACUAGAGCACAACACUCGUCGACCCAAACCCCUCUAAAGGUGAGAAAGGAGAAAUUGGGUGACAGAAUAUCGGCUUUGCACCAACUUGUUUCACCUUUCGGAAAGACUGACACAGCUUCUGUAUUGUUUGAAGCCACAGCUCAUAUCAGAUUCCUUGAGGGUCAAAUUGAGGCACUUAGCUCCCCGUACAUGAACUUGGCCAAUAAUGUCUCAGGAGGCACGAGACACCAACAUUCUGCUGACGGAAAGGCACCACUAAAGGACCUGGGGAGUAGAGGUUUAUGCUUGGUCCCAACCACUUACAUAGAUCAUAUUGACACCACCAAUAUGACCAGCAAUGGUGCCGAAUUCUGGACUCCAGCAUUUGGUGGUGGACUUUAAUUGCUUGGUGUAUUUUGAAGUCCAGCGCUCAUCAAAUUUACUGCUACUACACCAGCAGUUUUCAUCUGGUUGAUGCAUGCUCUUGUGUUGUUUCCAAAAUCUGAAAUGCCCGGCAAGGAAAGAAAAAGAAAACAAAUUUGUGUUGAUAAUGUUACUUGCUUAAUAUGUGGAUGACGCAUUGGUAUUUUAGUUUCUCUUUCUUUCUUUUCUUUUCGGGCAUUUGUGGAAUUAAGGGAAAGCAAAGACUAUAUUUAGUGCAUGCAUGCUAGCAUGUAUAUGAACCGUUUCUACAAUGUGUAAAAUAUUUGAUGUUUAAUUAGAAGAAAUGGACACAUCCUUGUUAUUUA
Molecule: messenger RNA, 1649 nt
Organism: Lactuca virosa
Lineage: Eukaryota; Viridiplantae; Streptophyta; Magnoliopsida; Asterales; Asteraceae
Source: the annotation of a GenBank genome assembly